CCUCUGUUCAAUAUGCUCGCGACGGUAAAAUUGAAUCGAAGUGCGAAGUAAAUCGGUGUGAAUUUAAUUAUUCGCUGUAAUGUGAUAAAAAAUAAACGGCUGCGAUUGCUUGGGAGAAACGCGCUAAUGUUCGGCGAACAGUGGCUCGAAACCGAAAGACCUUGAAACGAAAUUGGAGACCAAAACAAAAGUGACGUCAUAAUGGUGCUAUUUAUGUAUUUGUAUAUCGCCUGCAGCAACAGUUGAGUGGUAAAAAUGACAAAAUAAAUUAGUUACAGCAAGCUUAAACGAUCGAAACGUGUACAAUUUUUCUACAAACCUUAAGCCUUAAGAAAUCGAACUUAAACAGUCCGACUACGGUUCGAGCCCGCUAAAAUGGCCAGCGUGUGGAAGCGAUUGCAGCGCAAUUUCAAGCGCGCCGCAAAAUUCCAGUUCACUGCAUCGUACCACGAUCUGCAUCUGGAAACCACCGCCAAGUGGCGACCGUCAAACCUUUCGAUUGUUUGGACCAGAAGAUCUAGGCGAGUGGCCAGUGUUCCGCUGCCAUGGGAGCCGGAUAUGAUGAAUCCCCUGGUGGGUAAUAUAUCCUGGGCAGUGCCCGACAACCACACCAUAUCGGUCACCCUCUUUAAGGAUCCCCGCACGCACGAGCUGGAGGACAAGGACUGGACGUUCGUCAUCGAAGAUGUUACCCCAAUGGGUAAGAAACGUGUGCUGGCCAAUGCCAGCAUUAAUAUGAGAAAGUAUGCCAGCGUAGAAUCCACUCAGCAGAGCUUUACUUUGAGUUUAAAGCCAGUCUCGAAAAAGAUUACAGCUGCCAGUUUGGAACUGACAAUAAGCUGUGUAUUUUUAAGAGAAGGAAAGGCAACAGACGAGGACAUGCAGAGUGUUGUUUCCAUGAUGUCCGUAAACAACAACGAUGUUGCACCUUUGGACGACUUGGAGGAUAUUCCCGAUCUUGACAAUUUUAGUGAAAUUACGGACAACUUAUAUGACUUUACCCAGCAACUGGAGCAGAUGACAACAAGCCUGAAUGGCUGCAUUGAUGUGGCCACCCCUCAAAGUGUACCUUCGUUAUCUGAAGACCCAACCCCGUUGGCCGAGUCAUUUAAUCAAUUGCAUUUUGAACUAGACGCCGGCGGCGAACGGGAAGCUGCGAACAAGUUAGACUUGCCCACAGCUCCAUCCGGUGGCUCCGGUGGCUCCAGUGGUGCCAGUGGUGCCGACGAGUCCCAGAAAACACCCAAUGGACUGCAGCCCUUGGUGGACAAUACGCCCAUUAAGUCACCGGGUGAAGUAAAGCAUCCCAAGCUGACACCUGUGGAGCCAUUGAAACCGAAAACCAAUGUGGCCUUUGAAAAAAUGGUCACCUCGACGCCGCUUGAGCCCAAAGCAAGCAAAGAAGAUGUAAAGCCAAAGAAGCAGAGGGCCCUAUUCCUGCCCGAGAAAGAGGAUGGAAUGGAUUUAAGGGUGGAAAGCUUGAAGGAGGACACGUCCAAGAGUCUGGACAACAAUAGCACCACCAAGGAAAAGCCCCUCGAGGAGAGCAAUUCCAGUAGGAGCGUACCCCCGGUGCUUGCUCCGAGUGCCAAGCGCUCCGAGCUGCAGCCCUUGAACUUAAAGAAGAGCUAUGAAUCCUCGCCGACACCCGCAUCCGCACCCGCACCAGCACCAGCACCUGCACCCGCAUCUGUGAUAAACGAAUCGAUCGGUUCACAGUCUGGAUUCAAUACCUCUGGCUCGCUAAGCAACAGCCUGAAGCCCGUGGAGCGGAUAGUGCUGAAGGAGAACACGCCUGGCCAGGAUCUGCUGGAGUGGUGCAAAGAAGUUACCAAAGACUACCCCAAUGUGAAGGUCACCAACCUGACGACCAGCUGGCGCAACGGAAUGGCCUUCUGCGCUAUCAUUCAUCAUUUCGUGCCCGAGCUCAUUGACAUGACCGAGUUAAGUGCCCAUGAGGUGGUAGGAAACUGCAAAAUCGCCUUCGAUGCGGCGGAAUCGUUGGGAAUUCCCCGUGUUAUUGAGCCUCGUGACAUGAAUCUGUUGACAGUACCAGAUAAAUUGGCCGUUAUGACUUAUUUGCAUCAAUUGAGGGCGCAUUUCACUGGCAAGCAGUUGCAGAUCGAACAAAUUGGCUCUACGGCAGAUGAGUCGAGUUACGUGAUUGGAAACUACAAGUCGGACAACUUGUCCCAGAAUCGGAUCAAUUUCUCGCACCUGAAGACGCAGCUGUUGCACCAAAACUCCUUUGACGAUGAGAUAUACGGGCAAAAUAAAUCAGAGCAACUGUCGCCCACAAGCAAAAAGGAUGUUAAGAAUUUGAUUCUAAACAACUCGAAGAACAUACUGGACAAGGUCCUGUCGCCCACGAAGGACAAGAACUCAAUUAACGCAUCGCAGCAUACCCAUCAGUCGUCGGUGCUUAGCUGCCAGACGCCGCCGCCGCUGGAGGAAACCCAGGAAUCCUUUGAACGGCCACAAUCGGUAGCCAAGGAGAACCUUAUAGAUCCCCAGGCGGCCAGUCGAAUAUUAACGCGCCACAAGCUGAUGACCGAAAAGGCCAAGCUGAUGAUGGAAAAGCUUAAGCUUUACAAUACCAGCGAUGCGAACGACGAGGAUCGUCAGCAGCGGCAGCAACGCUUGCGGGAGCAGGCCCGUCUCAUCCUGGAGACACGUGUGAGGGGCGGCGGCGGCGGCUCCAUCGAGAGUCCCACCAGCCCCACCAGGCCCAAACUGGAGCGCACCAUUUCCCCGAUCCAUAACGGAGCCGAAGAGUUCUACAAGGAGCACGGGAAGAAGCUGGAUACCAAGGAGCCGGUCAGUCCUAGUCAUAGGUUAAGCGAUUCGAAGGGCCUGGGUCACAAUGGCAGUCCCCUGCAGUCGUUUAACGCAAUCGUGGAACGCAUCUCACCAAAGCACGAGAAGAGGGGCGACAAGCUGUCCUACAUUGAGUCCGAGCUGGAAGCCCUCGAACGGGAGCAGGAGGCCAUUGACCAGAAGGCCAGCAGUCUGGAGGCCAAGCUGCGUGCCGUGAUGGGCGGUAAUCCAAGUAAUAACCGCCGGGGUGGCGCUAGCAAUGGCAACCCCUUCCUUAGGCUAAUCCGAAAUAGUAUUGGUGGUGGUGAUGUGAUACGAAUCAAGCUGCUCGACUCGGAUGACGAGAGUCUGUUUGGUGGAGGUGCUGGUAGCGGUGGCGGUGGUAGCGGAGCAUGCAGCGACGAGGACGACGACCGGGACACGUCCAGCGAGAGUGACUGCAACUUCGGCGACGAGUUGCGCACGCGUCUGCGCCCGCGGCCCCGCUCCCAGUCGUGUUUUGUGAAUGUGAACAAGAACCAUCCAUCGACCAUUGCUACGUCCGCUCAUCUGCGCCCGCAUCAUGUGCAUCAUGUUGUGCCCUACACCCACAUGCUAGACAGUUCCCCGUCGGCGCUCUCCUCGCAGCAGUCCUCCUGUGAUAACCUGCCCACGCGCAGUGACGAUGACGAGGAACUGGCGCUGGCGGCCACCGGUCGUGCGGCCUCCCUACGGCGGCAGCAGGAUCGCCAUAGGCGACGCCGUCGGCGGCGGGAGCGGCGCUCCCAUUUGUUGAACAGUCCCAGUCAUUGUGAGACCGAGGAAACGGAGGAACAACUGCUAUCGCAAUGGUUUACGCUGGUCAACAAGAAGAAUGCCCUCCUCCGGCGACAAAUGCAACUGAAUAUACUCGAACAAGAGAAAGACUUGGAGCGAAAGUAUACGAUGCUGAAUCAGGAGCUGCGGGCGGCGCAAUCUGUGGAGGACUGGCGCAAGACGGAAGUGCAGCGAGAGAAGGAGCGGCUUCUGCUCGAGGAGCUGAUGACGAUUGUUGACAAGCGAGACCAGUUGGUUCAGCAUCUGCACAACCAGGAGAUAGCGAUCGAGGACGAUCAGGAAAUCGCUAGGAAACUGGAGCAUGUGGACAUCAGCGGUGAAAAAGACAAAUGUGUUCUACAAUAGAAAUCGAAAUUAACAAAACCUGACUGGAGAUUAUACUUACACUCAAUCUUAUCUAUGUAACUAGUUAGAUAACAACUAUCUAUGUUCGGUGACACGUGGUAAGGUCGCGUGGUUUCUGUGGUUCGGUGUCGCUUCUUAUGCAAUCGUUAUAUCCAACGACAACAAAUACUUGGACCACUUGGUAUGGUUAAAAAACAAAGUAUACUGUGAAAAACAAUGGCUUUUGUAUUAAGCAAAGAAAUUCAAAGAAAUAUGAACAAAACGUCCGUUAGUAAACUAAGUAACAAAAAUCGAGAACACUUCGAAAGGGACAAUUUAUACACCUAUGUAUUUAUGAUAAUCAGAUAUUGAGAAUACUUUUAAUCCUAUUGUGUUGACUCAGUUCGUUUCAUGUUUUGUUGUUGUGCCAUCUGAACCACACCUGAAGUAUAUCCUGAACGCAAAGAUGUGAGAUAAGGAAUUGAGGAGGCAAUUUUACGUUAGCUUUCAAUUAAGCAUUUAUCCCACAUAAACUAGAAACGCUUUAUCCAAAAAUACACAUAUAUAUUUAUGAAUUACCUUAAUGCAAGGACCCAUCUUACCAUAGUUAAGUUAAGCAAUGCGCUUUAAAAAUAAUUUAAAGGUGGCUUAUCUACUUAUACAACAUAACUUUUUAUUUAAUUUGCCCAGGUGAAUGUAUAAAGAACUGUUCAACCCAAGGAUUCUAGCUAAUAAAGAAUAGAGAAUGCUGAUGACAGUCAUUAGCAUCGAAUAAUAAACCCAAAAACAAGUCUAUU
Drosophila ficusphila is the source of this 4754-nucleotide messenger RNA. RefSeq names its product EH domain-binding protein 1 (gene Ehbp1). The coding region runs from base 376 to 3978 and encodes 1200 amino acids. NCBI's taxonomy places the organism in Eukaryota, Metazoa, Arthropoda, Insecta, Diptera, Drosophilidae. The record is from RefSeq and is a predicted model, not a curated record. The transcript is spliced from 14 exons. Gene Ontology annotation, molecular function: protein binding.